Molecule: messenger RNA, 4063 nt
Organism: Lytechinus variegatus (green sea urchin)
Lineage: Eukaryota; Metazoa; Echinodermata; Echinoidea; Temnopleuroida; Toxopneustidae
Product: LIM and SH3 domain protein 1-like
Exons: 6
Coding region: 83-712 (209 amino acids)
Cellular component (GO): focal adhesion
Molecular function (GO): actin filament binding
Source: RefSeq, a predicted model, not a curated record
GCUGUUAUUCUUUUUUCACUUGUUUUUACAGUAUUGGCACAAGCUGUGCUUCAAGUGUGAGUCAUGUGGUUUGUCACUGACUAUGAAGAAUUACAAGGGGUACAACAAGACACCCUACUGCAAUGCCCACUAUCCAACUACAAAAUUUACUGCUGUUGCUGACACACCAGAGAAUCGCCGCCUUCAGCAGCAAACUAAGAACCAAAGUAAUCUGCAAUACCAUGCAGAACAUAAAAAGAAUCUGGAGAAGUUCACGGCUGUAUCAGAUGAUCCAGAAAGUAGACGACUAGCAAAAAAUACUCAGCAGUCUUCUAAUGUGGCAUACAAAGCAGCUGCCCCACCCCCAUCAGCAGCCAGUGCCCCUCCCCCAAGUAUGGGAUAUGCUCCAUCUCAGCAGUAUCAGCCACCAAGAAAUGAGACAUCUUACCAACCACCAAGAAAUGAGCCGUCAUCAUACCAGCCACCACCCCCUCAGCAAGUCCAGCCUCCUCCCCAGCAGGAGCCUACUCCUCCUCCUCCUGCUCCUGUUUCUUCAACACCUGCAUAUGUAGCACUCUAUGACUAUAAUGCAGCGGAUGAUGAUGAGGUGGACUUUGUGGAAGGGGAUAUUAUCAUCAAUGCUGAAAUCAUUGAUCAAGGUUGGAUGACAGGCACUGUACAACGUACCGGUCAAAGUGGCAUGCUUCCAUCAAACUAUGUUGAACCAAACUAGAAAAUAGAUUUUUUUUUGCAAACUAUAGGUUGGAGACAUUGUACAUGCAUAAAAAUGUAUGUCAAAUUAUCAAUCUUUUUAACUGGUGCAGCAAUUUGUCUUAAGUUACACAUUGUAAGUAAAAUUAUAAUGUUAAAAUGAUGAAUUACCUGCAAGUAUUAGAUAUUGUUAUCAUUGUGCACUUUAGCCUAUCAAUGUGACAGAAUUCUGUUAUAUUAGUUAUGAAAUAUUGUCACAGACACGUUGCACAAGGUUAUUUUUAUAAAUAAAAUCAAUCAAAGUAUCUUCUUUUGUGACCAAUUGCACCAAAAAUAUUAGUGUCAUUGCUAGCAAUUGUGCAAACAGAAUCACAGUAAAGUCACCAAGUGCCUUGCAAAGCAUUGAUUGUAUUAGGGAUAAACACUGAGCUAUACUAACACAAAUAUUUUUCUUGUAAGUUUGUAAGAUAUGGAAGUAAAUAAUGUGGGUAUAUGGUAGGUUUGACAGCAAGAAUGAGCCUUUUCAAGGAAAAACAAUAGAAAUUAACCACACAAAUGAAGAGAAAUAAAAAUGAAGCUAUAUGAAUGCUUUGAUAAGUGUACAUGUAGCUUGAGAUAGGAAUCAAUGACAGUAAGUAAACUAGAAUACAGAAUUCAUAGUCAUGGCAAAAAGAAAUGCCAUCAAACAAAUAGAUUAGUUAGAUUAACCAAAAUAUGACUGAAAUAGCACACAAUCUUAUAUUAUCAAUGUCAUUUUAUUUAAAAACUGAUAAUUUCACACCAUACAAAGCAAUGAAAAUUUGUCAAAAACCUGUGUUCAAUUAAAAUCUAUAGAUAUUUUAUAAUCACCAUUUUCAUCAUCUAUAAGUAUACUGGACUUCUAUAAGUCAGUAAAAAAUUUAAUGGGUGUAUAUACUUAAUGAUUUUACAAUAGGGAAAGAUGGAUGCAUUUAUGUUGUACCUUGGAGGAAGGUUGAGGUAUUUAACUGCAUUUAUAUUGCUGUACAUUCACAUACAAAUAAAAUUCAGCUUGUUGCAAGUUUGUUUUGUUCCAAACAAUCUUCUCAAGAAGUGUCAUUGAGCUCAUUUCUGGUCAUUUCAACAUAUUUCCAUGUAUAAAACAAUAAUAAUAACAGUGCUUGUAUAGCGUAUAUCACAUUAUGUCUCUAUGCGCUUCCAAAGGACUUGGAUAUUAUUACUCCGGCUUCAGUUUGAGCUAAACAUGCCUUUUACAAGCUUGAAAUAUUAUCUUGCAAGAAAGUGAUAGGUUUACCACAUAGCCUUCAUGUAAUUUCAUGAUAGCUUAUUCUAUCCCCUAUACAUUCCUGGAAUUUUUUUUUUCAAUUAAAGGGGAAUCCAGCUGUGGUCAUAAAAAUGUAUUAGAAAAGAGAAAAUUAAAAAGUUCAGAAUACGGUAGCGAAAGCUACUACUACGGUAUACAAUUGAGAUCACUAACUCUAUGUAGAUUUCAAAUUGGCAACUUGAUAAGUAAAUUAUGACAAGGGGGCAAGGAAAACUUCCCCAUAGGCCAUGUACUUAAUUAUCAGGGAUUUAUGGUUUUCUCUUAAUAAGUACACAUUCCCCUGGGGCAGUAAUCUCAAUAUAAUCCAGGUAGUGUACUGUUUAUUUUACUCAUGAAAUAAAAAUUUAAUUUGAAGUAAAACUUCUGAAAAAAAAAAUUUAGCCAUUGUGUUUUUGAGUACAUGUAAAAAUGGUCCUUGCCUUACAUCACAUAUGCAGUUUGAGGUCUUCAUGGGUAUAGUGAUUACCAAUAUGUACGACAUUAAAAACUUCAUAACUUUCUUGUUUGUCUGAUAUUGUUCAAACUUUCACCUAUCAACUUGUCUGUAUUUUCUUGUUCCUCUUACGUUUGGGUUGGAUUCCCCUUUAAACCCAGAAUUGCCAUGAUAGUGUUUUAUUUGGGCUUUGUAUGUUUAUUGAGAAAAAUGUCCCUGGGUCAUUAAGAGACAAACUUCUGGUCAUGCAUUAUGUGUCGUCCUAAUGCAGAAAGAAAAUAUGGAUCCAUAUUACACUCUUUUGAUAUUCAAAGCACAUACACUUCAGGGAAAGAGACAGAAAAAAAAUUACAUGAAUAGCAUCACAUAUAUUUUGUGUUUUUUUUGAAAUAUGAAUAUAAUUUGUUUUAUGUAUGAGUAGGGGUUCACUCCAGUACACAAAUUUGUCAUGUUCACUUAUUUUGAUGGACACAGAUGUUUAUAUCAUGUUAUAAUUUACAUACAACUUCAGCUUCACACUUUCUUUUUGGAAUGUUUUUAAGUAUGGUGUACAUGCACAUCAUAUAUAUUUCAUCUAUUGAUGUGAUAUUACAUAUAGAUAUUACUUGUUUGUACUUAAGAUUCAUGAAGUUACUUUUCAAAAGCAUUGUUUUGUACAUAUAUUUGAGCAUGUAUACAAUACAAUUAUAUAAAAUGGCAGAUGUUUAUGUUUUUAUUAUUUCUUAAAAAUUGCAUUCAGGAAAUGAGAUUGACAAGCAUGAUAUGCAAAGCUAAUCACUUCUAGAGGAAAAUAAUCAAUAUUGAUAGCAAUGCAACAUUAGAUAAUGUAGAAAUGAUUGUCCACGUGUAUAUUAUCAUGACCUUAGAGUGUUAAAAUUGUAUGCAACAAAGUAUGAAUUAGAUAGAGAUAAAAUACACACUUUUGGAUUAAGAAAUAUGCCUCAUCUGUAAAGUAGUCCAAAUAUAUUUCACUGAUAUUGAAUAACUUGUUACAUAGACAAGAGAUAAGAGUUUGUCUUUGGAUAAUCACUCAAGUCAGUGACAACCCAAAGUCUAAUCUGAAUAAUCAUUUUCACUAUAGACUAGCUUUUGACAUUUCAUCUUUAGUGAAUGAUGGUGUAUCCAGCUUAUGCUGUGAAGGCAGUACAAGUCAUAUCCAUGCCCACAAAGUCAGUGGUCUUCUAUAUCCUGUUUUAGUUACAAGAGCAAUCAUCUUCUUCAAUUGACUUUCUUUUUGUAUUGGCAAUGCAUACAGAUGAGAUAUGAUAGAAGACUUGCCAAGGAUAUUGUUUUACAUGAAUGAUGUAUUUUACCAACUCAAAGCUUUUUUUAUUCCUAAUUAUUAAAUUUUGACUGGAAGUAUCUGAGAGUUUCACAUUCACAGAAAACCAAUUGGUACUUGCAUGGUCUUAGAAAAGAACUAUAUAGUUGUGGAAAGUCAUGGAACUUGGUUCUGAAAUAUCUGUAACAAACUUGAAAGACCAAUCUUACUUAUUUGAUAUGCAUAAUAAUGUAUUAAGAACAUUAGACCAUACAUAACAUAUCAAGAGAUGCCAUAAUAUAGACACUUAACAUGAAAUAGUCCAUUACCUGACCAUACAAUAACCACUCAAUAAAUGAUAUUGUACUAAUGUCAA